UUUUAUAUCAGGUGAAUUUUCUAGGCCUAUUUGUAGGUGUUUUGGAAAAGAAGAGACUGUACAGCUUCACGCUAUUGUGUCAUCUUAUCUCUGAGAUAUGUUUUUCUAUGGGAAGGACUUAUGGUCAAGGUAGUUGCUGAACAGAAGACACAUCAUGCAUUUCCCACAUAGAUUCCAGAGUGAGUUUUAUAGAUGAAAAAGUAUGAUCACGGGUCACAGUGUGAUCAAAGGUACAACCAUUUCUGUGGAAAGUUGAGGUAUAUAGAAGAUAAGGUUAUAGAAGUCGAGAAGAUUGGUGAUUUGGGAAGCCAGGGUGAUUGAAAAUCAACACAGCAAUAACAAUCACUUUAGCUCAGAUCACUUUAUACAGGACAUCUAAUCUGAUCCUUAUCCCAUUUUACAGAUGGAGAACCUGAGACUCAAGGGAGUUUAAGUGACAUAAUAAUGGUCAAAGAAAUGGUAAGUGAUGGGAUGAAAUUUAAACUCGGGUUUCUUGACUCCCAAGUGUACCAUUCAUCCACUGCACAUCAGGGGAUGUCUGGGAGAGGAAGAUUGUGUUAGAAAAUGAACUCUUUGAAAAAUGAGGGAAAAUGGGGAAUGGCGGAUAACUGCAACAAAGGUCUGUAUAGUACGAUGUAAGCUCUUUGAGCGCAGACUGUUUCACUUUUGCAUUUGUAUACCCAGUAACACAAUGCUUGCCCAUAAUAAAUGCUUCUUGAUUGACUGAUUGAUGGGUUAGGGUGAUAGGAAGGAUGGGGGGACCAUCAAAGGACAGGUUGCUUAUUCACCACAGCACACAGGGAGUGUUUGGAAGCAGAAGUGUGUGUGUGUAUGGGAGGAUGAAGUUGGGCAGAAGUGGAAAGACAGAGAGACAGAGACAGACAAAGAGACAGAGAAAAAGAGAAGAGCGAGAGACACAUACAGAGAAACAGAGACAGAGAAAAAGAGAAGUGAGAGACAUACAGAGAGAGACACAGACAAGAGGCAGAGAGAGAGGGAGAAACAGAGAGAGAGAUUAAUGAUGUAAUUUUUUUCUGGGGGCAGCUCAAUUUCCAUGAGUGCAAGAUGGAAGGAAUGUGAAAAGGACGAUGACGUAUUUUUAAAAGGAAAGAAAAUGACAGCCGUGUGGGUUCAGUGUGCCCAACAAUAAUAAACUAAAGAGGGAGGAGAAGGAGAAAAUUAGGCGCAAGGUAUGAUCUCAAAGUGCCCGCCCAUCCCAGUCACUUAUUGGUUGUUUUUAUAUCAAUCAUCCUUAUUAUUGUUUAAAUAAAUUGCCAGGAAGCAUGAUGCUAGGGGGCGGCAUCUUCCUGUAGCUAUUCUCUUUUCUAAUAGGUCAGAAACUAAUAUCGCCCUCCUUCUCUGGUCAGUUACCAAGAGAGCAGACUCCUGGCGCUGUCACUGAGACGCCAAAAUUUGGAGCCCCGCCCAUCCAGGCUAGGUUGGUAAGGGGCGGGUCUUGUUUGUGGUUCCUGCUUUCUGAUAGGCUCAGACGGCUGCUUGUUCUGGGCCGGUUACCGGGGUCGGCACGUGAGAAGGAGGCGGCGUGCGGCGGUGACCAUGGCGGGAGGAAUGAAAAUGGUGCCGGCGCCGCCGCUCGCUUCCCGGUCCUCGAGCUGGGGGCGCUGGGGCGGCCGAGCGGCCUGGCUGCGCUUGCUUCUCGGUGGCUGCCUCGUCUGCGGCGCAGCUGGAAUUAAUAUACAAGUGGUGAUGCUACAAGAAUCCCGAUUUUAUUUUGGGACAAACAAUCAGCAGUUCUGUUAUAAGAAUACUCUUGUCCCAAGGUGGCAUGAAUUAUGGACCCGAGUGACGAUUCGGGUGAACAGCUCCAGAGUGGUGAGAGUAACACAGGUGGAAAAUGAGGAAAAGCUGAAAGAGCUGGAGCAGUUUAGUCUCUGGAACGUGUUCUCAUCCUUCCUGAAGGAGAAGCUGAAUGAUACCUAUGUCAAUGUGGAUCUCUAUAGCACCAAGGUCUGCCUCAAAGUUGAGGUUCUUGAGAAGGAUACAAAGUACAACAUCAGUCUGGUCCGAAGAUUUGACCCCAAACUCUUCCUAGUUUUCCUCCUUGGACUUUUGCUUUUCUUUUGUGGAGACUUAUUAAGCAGAAGUCAGAUUUUCUACUACUCUACUGGGAUGAGCGUGGGGAUUUUGGCCUCUCUGUUAAUUUUAAUUUUCUUGAUGUCCAAGUUCAUGCCCAAGAAAAGUCCUGUCUACAUCAUCCUAGUUGGAGGCUGGUCCUUUUCUCUGUACCUAAUACAGCUGGUUUUUAAAAACUUACAAGACAUCUGCAGGUUUUAUUGGCAGUAUCUUUUAACUUAUAUCUUCGUAGUUGGAUUCUUGAGUUUUGCUGUUUGUUACAAAUAUGGACCCUUGGAGAACGAACGCAGCAUCAACCUGCUGACCUGGACCUUGCAGUUGACAGGCCUGUUGCUCAUGUAUUCUGGUGUGCAGAUACGGCAGAUUGCCUUUGCCCUUAUCAUCGUUGCAUUCUGUACUAAAAACCUGGAAUACCCUGUUCAAUGGAUUUACACCACCUACAGAAAGGUGUAUAAGGCAGCAGAAAAGCCGAUACCCCCUCGUCUCCUGACAGAAGAAGAAUACCGUAUACAAGGGGAAGUGGAGACUCGAAAGGCCCUGGAGGACCUCCGAGGCUUCUGCAGCAGCCCAGAGUGUUCUGUUUGGAAGACCAUAGCUCGGAUUCAGUCUCCCAAGAGGUUUGCUGACUUUGUGGAAGGAGCUUCUCACCUCACACCAAGUGAAGUUUCUGUUCAUGAGCAAGAAUAUGGACUAGGCAGCAAUUUUGCAGAGGAUGAAAUCUUUGAGGACAUGUCAUUGGAGGACGAGGAUGAGGAGGAAUUUGUGUGUCCCACAGUCCUACAGAACCAUUUAAUGUCUUAGGUGGCAUCUUGGUAUUUUCACAUAGACUGAAUUAAUUUCAAGGUGGCCAGAGCUUUAAGAGUCUGUGUGUGUGCGUGUGUUUGUGUUUGUGUAUAUGUGUGU
Messenger RNA from Antechinus flavipes (yellow-footed antechinus), 2997 nucleotides. It is a transcript of the gene NEMP1, whose product is annotated as nuclear envelope integral membrane protein 1. Bases 1558 to 2895 code for a protein of 445 amino acids. Gene Ontology annotation, cellular component: nuclear envelope. The record is from RefSeq and is a predicted model, not a curated record. NCBI's taxonomy places the organism in Eukaryota, Metazoa, Chordata, Mammalia, Dasyuromorphia, Dasyuridae. The transcript has 9 exons.